AUGGAGGCUUCACUGAGAGCACAGCGAACUGCGGCCCUCUUGAUCUUCGCAUUUCUCUCACUUCUUGCCGUCUCAUCCUCCGCCGCGCAGGAGAUCCAAAUUCUCAACGCCGAGCGUCGAAUUGACUUGAGUUCACAGAUUGCCAUUGUAUUCUUGACCUUAAAGGUUGAGAACACCGGAAAGGCUGCUGCUUCUGAGGUUCUUCUUUCAUUUCCUCCCACUGAGGCCGACCACCUGGCUGAAGUGAAGGCACAAGCGGCCUCGGGAAAGAAAAGGAAGAAAACACAUGUUCCUCUCGAUGUAAAGCCAACAGAUGUACCUGACGCACCAAAAGGCGCUAAGUGUUUCCGAAUAGCUUUGCUUAAUCCUCUAAGCCCAGGUGAAACAUCAACCAUUGAAGUUCUCUAUAUGUUGACCCAUUCUAUGGAACCUUUCCCUGCGGAGAUAAGUCAAUCAGAACCACAGUUGGUAUACUAUCGUGAUAGUGCAUAUAUACUGUCACCAUAUCGUAUUAAGCAGCAGACAACUUUCAUCAAGACACCAAGCACAAAUGUGCUAUCAUUCUCUAGAGUGGAACCAACUAAUAGAGCUGGUAUGGAACUCAAAUAUGGACCCUAUGAAGAUCGCCCUGCAUACUCGUUCUCUCCAGUUCUUGUUCAUUUUGAGAAUAACAACCCAUUUGCUGUUGUUGAGGAGCUUGUUCGUGAAGUGGAAAUCUCACAUUGGGGAAACCUUCAGAUAACUGAACACUAUACAUUAGCUCAUGGUGGCGCUAAACUUAAAGGCGUGUUUUCUAGGGUUGAUUAUCAAUCUAGGCCAGGUGCUAGUGGUGUAUCUUCAUUCAAAAACCUUCUAGCAAGACUGCCGCCUAGGGUGCACUCCGUAUAUUAUCGAGAUGAAAUAGGAAACAUUUCAUCCUCACGCCUUCGUACAGAUUCUCGCAAGUCAGAACUUGAAAUUGAACCUCGGUAUCCUUUGUUUGGGGGAUGGAAAUCCACAUUUGUGAUUGGAUAUGGCCUUCCAUUGGAAGAUUUCCUCUUUGAGUCCACUGAUGGCAAGAGAUAUCUCAACUUUACCUUUGGCUGCCCUCUUUCUGGGACUGUUGUGGACAAGUUAACUGUGAAGGUUGUGUUGCCAGAGGGAUCCAAAGAUCCUUCUGCUGUCGUUCCUUUUCCAGUAGAGCAACAUAUGGAGACAAAGUACUCAUAUCUUGAUGUUGUCGGAAGGCCUGUCCUGGUUUUAGAGAAGAAGAAUGUAGUUCCGGAGCACAACACACUUUUUCAGGUGUAUUAUAGCUUUAACCCAGUCUUCAUGCUAGCAGAGCCGCUGAUGUUGGUCUCUACAGUUUUCUUCCUGUUUGCGGCUUGUGUAGCUUACCUGCAUAUUGAUGUUUCAAUACGCAAGCGAUAG
Messenger RNA from Linum trigynum, 1410 nucleotides. Lineage: Eukaryota; Viridiplantae; Streptophyta; Magnoliopsida; Malpighiales; Linaceae. The record is from the annotation of a GenBank genome assembly.